Pseudomyrmex gracilis is the source of this 1293-nucleotide messenger RNA. RefSeq lists its product as uncharacterized. The record is from RefSeq and is a predicted model, not a curated record. Lineage: Eukaryota; Metazoa; Arthropoda; Insecta; Hymenoptera; Formicidae. The transcript is spliced from 5 exons. Bases 550 to 1293 code for a protein of 247 amino acids.
UGAUCUUAAUCUUAUUCAUUUCUUAGUUAUUACUUCAAGAAAGCCUUAAGUUUUUUUAUUAACAGUUCGCCUUUUUUCAGCAGCAACCGAAAGUCUUUCGUUUUUGUAAAAGAUAUUUCCAAAGGUAUACACGCACGAGCGCGGAAUUAAUUUUCUUCUUUGUGUCCUUUGUGUGGUUCACGCAAUAGUGCGUGGUUACUUACGUAACGGUGCGAUCGAUCGCGCUCUUCUUAACACGCCGUCAUCAGCCACGCAAAUUUCCACCGUUAUCAUUACACGUUGGGUGGAUAUUCACCGACGGAAUACGAGAUAAACGUAGAAGAUUUACUUUGGCGAUCAGUUUUACAGACACACUUCAGUUCUCGGAAGUAAAUUGGAAUGAACGUCGCAGAUCGGCCAAUGGCUCGAACAAUCCGGUUUUAACAAAUAAUUUCUCUCCUUCAAUCUCAUCUUCGUCAUCGGCAGUCAAUUCUGUUUGCAAAUGUGCGGUCUCGUGGCAAGACUGGGAUCUCGUGAUCGAAUGUUCGUCUCCUAUUCAUCAUCGACCUGAUGUGUUUCGUGAAGUUCUUCAACUACCUGUUUAACGCUCGUAAGAAAUACCGAGAGUUCAUAAAGAAACUGGAUAUUGUAGAUGACACAUUUGUAAAGCUUGGAAUAUCUAAAGAAUAUGAUAAAGAACGAAAAAUGAUAAAAUGGUCAUUGAUUUCGUGGUUCAUAAUGGUAGGUCUGGUAAAUAUUUUUGACGGUUUAGUGUGUGUAACACAGCACUCUAAUACGAAAGCUGCGAUGAUUAUACCUUGGAUUAUAGUUUACUCUGUACAUAUCAAUACUUUACACGACUUGACAAUUAUAUAUAUGUUAAGAUAUAUCGGUAACAGAUUCGAUAAAAUAAACGACCGCAUUGUGCAACUCUCAGAGAAUGAGGACUAUGGAUUAAGAUGCAUGUGGAAAAAGUCUCUUACUGUCAGUCGUCGCUAUGUUCGAAACACAGAGUAUCGCAAGCAUGAGUUGUGGAUUGCAAUGCAUCUUCAUUUGGAACUUCGUUGUAUAGCUCGGAAUAUAAAUGGAUUUUAUGGAAUGCAAAUGACUGUGCAAAUGGUUUCUUGUUUUGGUUAUUUUCUAGGGAUACUUUAUUAUCAAUAUCAUGUACAGCUAUGUCUUAUCCACACAUAUGAGAGCGGGCAAGCAAAAGUGCUGCUUAUGCUUUGUACUGACAUAUGGACGAUUUAUUUUUUAAUUAAAUUUUUAUCAUUAAAUCAUAUUUGUGAAAGUGUUAGUGCCAAGGUAAUGUAA